AUGUCCGAAGUUACUCAAGACACUUCUACCACACUAACAGACAUCAACCAUAUACGCGACUGGCUCAAAGAACCCCUCCUAGAAUUCAACUACAACAACUUCGACCGCCAAAUCGCAGUCCACGAGUACCUCAACAUCACCACUACCAACCCUGACGAUCCCGCCCGCUGGCUCGAAUCCAGCAGCAUCGACACCGUCCUCGCCUUACUAACCCUCAAAUACUACCGCAACGAUGUUUACGUCUUACCAAUGUCCCAUGGCGGUUUGCUAUACGACAUCGGCGGUCAAGACGCCGAGUACGUGUUCGACGAGGACGAUGACGAGGACAAUGACGAGGACCCACUGAAACCCGUGCGGGACAGAAUGCACAGGUGGAUCAUUAUAUCCGUCAGCGAACAGACAUUGCAGAAAGAAGAGUUUCUGGAUCUAUCCAGAGCGAUGGGCCAGGCGCAGGACAAGAACGGAAGCAGAGGCAAUGAUGCAGCAUCCAAGGAUAUGAUGGCAAGUGGCGGCCACUGCGGUCUCCUCAUCAUCGACAAGCGCAAGAAGACUGCGCGCUGGGUAGAGGGCAAUCUCACUCUUGCGCCCAGCAAGAACAAACCCGGUAGAAUGAAAAUCAACCACAUGCUUGUACCCGGUGCCAUGGCUGCAACCAUGGUCCGCGGUGUCGAGCGCGUCUUGGGACUCGAGCAUGGCGCCUUCCAUACCAAGACCAUCAAAUACGUUCCUAAUCAAUCAGAGCAUAAUGCGUUCAAGGGCGAUGGAGGCGCAAGUUGCGGACCGUAUCUCAUUGCGUUUAUGGAGUACGUACUGAGUAACGAGGGACGCCUUGCGGAUUUCGAUACUGUUUUCAAAGUGGAGAGUUGGAAGAGGAAUUGCGAGGGUAUGGCGUUUGAUUCGUUGAAGACAAGGGUGGGUAUGCAGGAGAUUAUUCAGAAGAAGAGUGAGAAGUUAAGGAAGGAGGAGGAGAUGCCGUUGAAGAUGUCGAAGGAGGUGUAUGGGAUUUUGAAGCCCAAGGUUCUUGGGACGCUGGUGGCCGCGAGGUGGAGGGAGUGGGAGGGGAAGAGGGAUAAGGUUGAUUUUGAUGAUUAUAAGUUUGGGGGUGGGAAGAGGAGGAGGGGACGGGGGCGGAGGAGCGGUAGUGGUAGUGGCGGUAAUGGUGGAAGUGGAGGAGGGGGCUCUACUGGUAGUGAUGGUGGACGAGGAGGAAAUGGAGGGGGAAGGAAUUCUAGUGAAGGUGAUGAUAGAAAUGACAGCGACAGAGGAGGCAGGAACGAGGGAGGAGGCAUCGGUGACAAUGAAGCAGAAGAAGAAGCACGCGUCCUCGACCUCAUCGAAACAGACGAAGAAGACAUUGAUGACGAUUUCUUCGACCCCGAAAACCCCGACGUGGACCCAGUAUCCAAAAAGCAUCUCCGUGACGAAAUCCGCUCUCAACUCGAGAACUACAUUGGCAUACCAACAAAAGACGGCGCCUACCUCCGCGCCUUCGAAAUCCAGAAAGAAGCCGCAAAACUAAUCGAAUUCAACAACUCCACUAGAGCCGCCCCUGAACCUUCCCCCGGACCCGCUCCCAGACGCACUUGCAGACCCGCUCCCAGAACCUCUCCUAGAACCGCUCCUAGAACCACCCCGAAUCCCGCCCCUGCCCACCCUACACGCAUAUCAGUACUCCAAUACCCAGAGGGCAUAACCACCGCACCCCUCGACUUCGCCUCCACAUCCGAAGUCCCCUCAGAAACCCUCCUUCUAUGGCGCCGCGCAAACAUCGAACGCAUCAACGCCUGCCAACUCGGUAGCAAAGCCACCGAAGACGGUAUAUCCGUACGCGCAAUUCUGCAAAUGCUGUCAGGCGUAGAAUUUGAAAACGAGUCGGCUGAGCGGUUGAAGGAGAUUUGGAUCCAUGAUCCAGAAGUGUUUAAUAGGAAGGAUUGGUAUGAAAAUCUGCUACCGGGGAUUAUUGCGUGGAGGAUGAAGGAUAGGUAUGAGAUUUUUGAUAUGGAGAAGAUGCCGGUUAUGCAGGGGGUGAAGAGGGGAAUUGAGGAGGCGAGUGGGAAUGGGGAUGAUGGUGGAGAUGGGGAUGUAGGGGGUGGUGUUGGGAAGAAGGCUAAGAAGUAG
This is a messenger RNA of Bipolaris oryzae ATCC 44560, 2118 nucleotides long. RefSeq lists its product as uncharacterized. NCBI's taxonomy places the organism in Eukaryota, Fungi, Ascomycota, Dothideomycetes, Pleosporales, Pleosporaceae. Bases 1 to 2118 code for a protein of 705 amino acids. The record is from RefSeq and is a predicted model, not a curated record. The transcript has a single exon.